This is a messenger RNA of Chenopodium quinoa (quinoa), 2304 nucleotides long. Its product is annotated as sphingosine-1-phosphate lyase-like. The record is from RefSeq and is a predicted model, not a curated record. The transcript has 15 exons. Gene Ontology annotation, cellular component: endoplasmic reticulum. The coding region runs from base 215 to 1831 and encodes 538 amino acids. Gene Ontology annotation, molecular function: pyridoxal phosphate binding; sphinganine-1-phosphate aldolase activity. NCBI's taxonomy places the organism in Eukaryota, Viridiplantae, Streptophyta, Magnoliopsida, Caryophyllales, Amaranthaceae. Gene Ontology annotation, biological process: sphingolipid catabolic process; carboxylic acid metabolic process.
ACACAUUAACACUUACGUCUACGCUACCAAUCAGAUCAACGACAAACAACAAAACAUGAAAAUUAAAUCCAAUUACGUAUUUAACAAUCAAUUGAAAAUGAUACUCCUUAUAAUAGAAAAUUAAAAUUAAUUCAAGUAAUUAUUUAAGGGGAAGAAGACAAAGAGAAAGUUAGUCGUCGUCUUCAACAAUUCUGAGAAGCUUUGCUAAUCUCAAAUGGCGAUUUUCUCUCUCCUAACCCAAUUCCGAGAAUCUGCCAACACUUUCUUGUCUCAAUUCGAGCCUCUUACUUUAGUUAUUGCUCCAAUUUUAUCUCUCUUAAUUGCUGGAUUUCUUCAAUCUCUUAUUUCUACUGUUCAUGAAAAUGGGCUCAAAUCUUGUCUUAUUGCUUCCUUCAUGUAUUUGAUCAAGUUGGUUCCUGGUGUUAAGAGCUACGUGGAUGCUGAAAAACAGAAGGUUGUAGAUAAGAUGCAAGCAGGUAAUAAAUCUAAAAGAGAUAAUUGGAGAACUGAAUUACCAGCUACUGGCUUUGGAAGUAGAGUGAUUGAAAUGAUGAAAGAGGAAAAGCGAAAGGAUGCUGCUUGGCAAGGCAAAUGUUCGGGUACAGUAUACAUUGGAGGAACAGAGGCUGAUGAUCAUUUUUCCUUGAUAAAUGAGGCAUGCUCAAUGUUUUCACAUACCAACCCAUUGCAUUUGGAUGUUUUUCAAAGUGUUGUGCAUUAUGAGGCAGAAGUAGUUGCGAUGACAGCUGCAAUGCUUGGCAGUAAAGAUAAGGCUUCUGGAGGACAAAUAUGUGGAAAUAUGACUUCAGGAGGCACUGAGAGUAUACUAUUGGCUGUCAAAUCUUCACGUGACUAUAUGAGAACUAAGAAGGGAAUAAAAAAACCAGAAAUGAUUAUCCCUGUAUCAGCCCACUCAGCAUAUGAUAAAGCUGCCCAAUAUUUCAACAUUAAACUUUGGCGUGUUCCUGUGAACAAUGAAUAUCAGGCAGAUGUGAAAGCAAUUCGACGUUACAUCAAUAAAAAUACCAUCUUGAUUGUUGGAUCUGCACCUGGGUUCCCACAUGGCAUUAUUGAUCCCAUCGAAGAGCUUGGCAAAUUAGCGAUGAGCUUUGGGGUCUGUUUCCAUGUUGAUCUUUGUCUUGGUGGAUUUGUUCUGCCUUUUGCACGUAAACUUGGUUAUCCAAUUCCACCUUUUGAUUUCUCUGUCCAAGGAGUUACCUCAAUAUCUAUUGAUGUACACAAAUAUGGCUUAGCUCCCAAAGGAACCAGUACAGUACUCUACCGUAACCAUGAAAUCAGGAAGCAUCAAUUUGUUGCUGUAACCGAGUGGUCUGGUGGCCUUUAUGUAUCUCCAACAAUUGCGGGGAGCAGACCUGGGGGUCUGAUUGCUGGUGCAUGGGCAGCAAUGAUGUCUUUGGGAGAGGAAGGGUACUUGGAGAAUACAAGACAGAUAAUGGAUGUAUCAAAGAAGAUUCAGGAAGGAAUAAAGAGUAUUCCAGAGUUAUAUGUUGUUGGAAGGCCUGACAUGACUAUAGUGGCAUUUGCGUCCAAUGUCGUUGAUAUAUUUGAAGUUAACGACCAAAUGUCAUCUAAAGGUUGGCAUUUAAAUGCCCUGCAGAGACCCAACAGCCUGCAUAUCUGUUUAACCCUUCAGCAUGUAUCGGUGGCUGAUGACUUCUUAAAGGUUCUGCAGGACUCUGUGCGAACUGUUAAAGAAAACCCAGGUCCAAUUAGUGGAGGACUUGCUCCAAUAUAUGGUGCUGCUGGAAGAAUGCCAGACAGAGGAAUGGUACAGGAAUUGCUGGUUAAUUUCAUGGACAGCUCUUGUUGAUAUGUCCUUUGUUAGGCUUCAGUUGCCAUCAUUCGAUAUUCAGAUUUUAAGUUUAAUUAUUUCGCCUUGAAUAGUAUGAAAGGGUGGAUUGAAUGUUUUUGGGAUACAAAGAAGUUUCCAUAAACUUUGUGCACCAUCGCCGUAUAGAUUUGAACUCAAGAACUUUGUGAAGGACAAGGGUUCAAGACUUUCAUGGAGAGGAUGGAAUGAUUAUCAUACUAACUCUUUAUCAACCACAAUAAAGAUCUUUUAACACUGUAUAGUUAACAAUUAUUCCCUUGGAGAAUCUUCAAUGUUUUACACAAAGCUGAAAUAAUUGUUGCAUGAAGCUUGAAGACUCUAGAUUGUAGAAAGUUGUGUGAUUUGAAUGAAUAAUUUUUAUUACAAAUGAACAAUUUUUAAAUAUAAAUAUUGAUUAAAAUCCGUUUACCAUGUAUUUCAAAUUAAAUGUACAAUAAUUUGUUACUCCGUUU